This is a messenger RNA of Scutellospora calospora, 121 nucleotides long. NCBI's taxonomy places the organism in Eukaryota, Fungi, Glomeromycota, Glomeromycetes, Diversisporales, Gigasporaceae. The record is from the annotation of a GenBank genome assembly.
UAUGGAUGCUAGUGACGUAACUACCUUAAUAUCAAUUUCAGAAAAUGUGAUGAUGCGUCAAAAAGCUAUAACUAACAUUUGCCAUAACGUUGACGUGUGCCGUAGCAUUCGACUUUUCCAU